AUGACGUGGGAACUCAACCAGAGGCGGUUCGUCCGCGCAAUCAACUCGAAAUACAUCUAUGGGCGCAUCCCUCUGUUGCACACCAUCGUUUUCCUCGUCGAGAUGGCCCUUAUCGCGAGACUCACGGCUCGAUUCAACUCUUACUAUGACGAGCGACCACUCAUGACCAUGAUGGUCACCAACGCCAUCCUCGGUGGUGUCGCCGAUACAGUUGCCCAAUCCAUCACAGCCAUCCGCGAGCGAGCCCUCCGCCAGCCCGGCGGCCUCAAGAAGAACGACGGCAUCGCCAUCGAGAUCCACGAGCUCGACCGCAAGAACCCCUUCUACGACCGCGACCUGAUCCCCGACUCGGAGAACCUUCCGCCGCCCUUCGACUUUGAGCGUCUGACCCGCUUCAUGGCGUACGGCUUCUGCAUGGCGCCCGUCCAGUUCAAGUGGUUCCGCUUCCUCGAGCACAUCUUCCCGAUCACCAAGACGAGCGCUUUUGCUCCCGCCAUGAAGCGUGUUGCGUUUGAUCAGCUCAUCUUUGCGCCUUUUGGUCUGGGUGUCUUCUUUACUACCAUGACCAUUGCUGAGGGUGGAGGUCGUCGUGCUAUCUCUAGCAAGCUUAGGGACAUGUAUCUUCCCUCGCUCAAGGCCAACUACUGUGUGUGGCCUGCUGUGCAGAUUGUCAACUUUCGCUUGAUGCCUGUUCAGUUCCAGCUGCCCUUCGUGUCGACGAUCGGUAUCGCCUGGACGGCGUAUCUCUCGCUCACCAACUCGUCCAAGGACUAA
Fusarium keratoplasticum is the source of this 774-nucleotide messenger RNA. RefSeq lists its product as uncharacterized. The coding region runs from base 1 to 774 and encodes 257 amino acids. The record is from RefSeq and is a predicted model, not a curated record. Gene Ontology annotation, cellular component: cytoplasm; membrane. The transcript has 4 exons. NCBI's taxonomy places the organism in Eukaryota, Fungi, Ascomycota, Sordariomycetes, Hypocreales, Nectriaceae.